AUACUUUAUGUGUAUUGUAAUUAUCAGAAAAAUUAUUACGACUAGUACAUGGUUAUUAUAGAUAGCAUAGAAAAGUAUUCCUAUCUUCUUCUCACACUUGAUAUGAGUCGGGCGACCAGCUGAGACAAGGAUGUAAAAUAUGAACGGUCACAUAAUACACAACCACCACGCCGGGCCAUUCAAACGUAGCUCGUUAUGGGAUCCAACAGCAUGGUCGGUUAUUGAUAAUCACAAUAAAAUAUGUUUCAUUUAUUUAAAGAGUACAUCAUGUUUUUAAACUAAUUUAGUGAAGUAAAAUGAAAGUAAUGUUGAAAUAAGUUUAUUUCAUAAAACAUUUAGUGACAGUGGAAGUGUGAAUAAAAUAAUGAAAAAAGAUAUUUCGAAUCACUGUAUAUUAAAUAUGAUUGAUUAUGAAGAUUAUUUGUGGUCUUUAGAUAAUGACUGUCCACCACUUCCUGCGGACGAUUUUUUACAAUCAUUAGGUUCUGACCUUGAAAUUCCCCUUCUUUUAAAUGGAAGAGGGGACGAAGAGGAUGGAGGAUCGUUUGAAGCUGAUGAGAGUCCUGAUGAAAUAAUGAAAGAUGCAUCACUGGAUUCUCUAAAUAAUUUUGACAAGUUUGGACUGAAUAUCGACGAAUUAGAUGAUAUGUUUUCCAACAUUACUGAUGCAGAUGUCGAUCUGUCACUAGCGGAUAUGAAAAAUGUAAAACUUGAAUCCAGUAAUUUAUCUUUCCCACCAUCACCAAGCCACUCAGAAUCAAGUUUAUUGGGGAUAGACUUACAACAACAACAACAACAGCAACAUGAAUUAAUUAACAAUUCUUCAACAAAAAAUAUUAAAUUUAAUUUCGAUACACCUCCAAUAUCUCCACCAGAGUCAGACUCUGCUUCAUCACCUCCAACAGUAGCAACAAAUCUAUCAGUGUUUCAACCUAUGAAGCUUGUUUCUUUAAAUACUUAUCAUGAUGAUAGACAAUCAAUUCAACAGCAGCAGCCAAUUCGUAAUAAAAUUUCAGUGGCAAAUGGAAAUUUUGCUAAGCGGCUCUGUAUACAACAAACUACAAAAUGUACAAAUUCUGAGCAACCAAAAAAAAUGAUUGUACUGAGUGCUCAAGAUUUUGCUGCGUUAACAAAGAAUGUUCAGCAACAAAAUUCGACAAUGCGUCCAUUAAAAAUUCAAACUGUGAAGCGUAAUAUUGCGAAUAAUAAUCAGAAACAGGUUAACUCCAAAAAUACUAUUAAUCUUUCAAUCACAAAUAAUGAAUCAAAAUCAACAACAGUAGAUUUUCCUCAAACUAAUCAAUUGAAAAUAAUCAAUACCAUUCCAAACAUCCAACCGUUAGUGGAGCCAAAAGUUGUAAUGAAUAGUAAUACUCUUGUAAUUGAUACUAUUAAAGAUACAACGACUACAGCAUGCACACCGAUUGUAGUUAAUCACAAAGGGGGAGGAGGAGUGAGUCAAGUUGCUCCAAUUUUAAUAAAAACUGAAAUUCCAGAUGUAAAUUUGACCACUGCUCGUCAAGAAUGUGAACUGAAAGCAUUAAAGAGACAACAAAGAAUGAUAAAAAAUCGCGAAUCUGCAUGUCUUUCGCGAAAGAAAAAAAAAGAAUAUGUAACGUCAUUAGAAAAACAAAUUUCAGAGCUUCAAGAACUGAAUAAGCAGCUAAAAAAAGAGAAUGCAUUAUUAAAACAACGGCUGUUAGAAGUAGAAGAAAGAAAUUGUACAAUGACAGGACAAAGUAAUAGUAGUAACAAAGUAACUAUGAAUAAAAAAAAUACUGCAAUAUUACUUGCUGUAUUUUUUAUGUUUUCUAUAAAUUUACCACUUUUCGGUGGUAUAUUUUUCCCUGAUAAAAGUCAACUAGAUUCAUUAUCGAAUUCUAAUAUUAAUAUGGUGGCAUUACCAGCGGUAUUACAACCGAAUACCAGACAUGGGCGGUCUCUAUUGUGGGCAGAACCUCAGAAUGAAACUGAAAAUGAUGCAACAACAAUAGAAGACCGUGUAGGUGCUUCGUCAUCACCUGAUAUUCCGCUAGAUGAUGAUGCGAUAAAUCGCCAUCCUCCGAUGUGCCCUAUGUUUAUAAACCAAACCGAAUCGAUUCGUUUGGAUUAUGAGCUAAGACGAUGGAUUAGUGGUGACGACGAUGAAGACAAUGAUGGUAUGAAUAACAAUAAUAAAUUAAAAAAUUUCACCUUUGCAACAAAAGAAGACGAAGAAAAGCAAGAGAAUAAUUCUGGAAAAAAAAAGAAAUCUUUAGGUGAAUUACUUUUUUCAGAGUCACUUGAAAAAAUAAAUAAACAACAGAAGAAAAAUAAUAAUGAAUUGUUAAAGAAAAAUGAAGAAAAAGAAAAGAAGAUGCUAGAAGAGAAAUCACGGAUCAAUGGUGUUGAAUCUCCAAUAAAAAAUAAUAAUGAUAGUAAUAGUGCAGUUCAAAUAUUCUCACUUUUUGGUAGCCGUUUAAGACGACGAGAUGAUACAUUCUAUGUAGUAUGGUUCAGUGGAGAGCAUUUACUUUUACCUGCUUUGAGAAGAAAUAAUACAGUAAGGCCUAGAAUGUCAUUAGUUUUUCCUGCAGUUUCACUUGACAACAAGACAUUUACAUCACCUCAGAAUCAUAUACCAAUGAUGCAAAUUGAUUGUGAGGUAACUGAUACUCAAUUGGUAAAUUUAGAAAAAUCUUUGAUUCCUCAGCAUCUGAGAAAUAAUUAUGAUAAGCCGAAAUUAAAGAAAAAAUCGUCAUUGCAUAAUGAUAAUAAGAAGAAUGGUAAUAAUGAUAGCAGUAAUAAAAAUGAGAAUAAUAAUUAUGAUUACAAAUAUCAUAAUAAUAAUAAUGAUAACAAUAAUCUGUCAUAUAAAAUAAAUAAAGAAUCUUCGUUACUCUCUAAAGUUCCUGAUUUGAUGGCAACAAAAAAUGAAAUGCCAGCGAUAUUUUCGGAGCAGAAAGAAAUAAAGGACACUAUAGUGAAGAAGAAAAAAAAAUACAGUGAAUCAGCAAAAAAUGUUAGCGCUACAGUAAUAUUAUUUUCCAUUUCUGUAGUUUUUAAUGUAUGUUUUAUAGUAUUUCUUUUUUUAAAGACUAUUCCAUAUAAGAGACGAGUUAAGGUAAUGUAUGGUGUAAAGAAAUUUGAAUCGUACAAUUAAGUAAUAAUAAUUUUUAUACAAAUCUACGUUUAAUGAAUUGAUAUUGUACAUUGUACUGCCAAAUGGUUGAAAUGAGAGGCUGUGCAAUAUUGAGAAAAAUUAUCAUAUAAUGAUUUUUAUAAUAAUGAGAAGAAUUUAUUUAAUUAUAUAUCUACAUAUAUAUAUAUAUAUAUAUAUAUUUGAAAUCUAUUAGUUGUGAAUUGAUUGAAUAAUAAAUACUAAAUAAGAGUAGGAGAAAUAGUGUAACAGAGGCAUAAUAAUUGAAGAGUGAAACAUAUUGAUGCAAUAAAUUAUUGUUAAGACAAAUAUUUGUCACUGUAAUAACAAUAUGUAUAUGUUGUGACAAAAGAAUAAUUCGCGACAAUGGCGAUAAAAAUAAUAUUGUAGGAAGAGGCUACAAUAAUUAAAGCUUACAGCUAUAUAGCAAGUGGUGAUGAGUAUGUGAAAAAAAAUUUGGUUCGAUAAAUUUUUACAUACUUAGAAUAGACUAAUUUGUACUAGUAAUAUUUUUUAUUGAAAUUUUAGAAAAGCACAAUAGCUAGUAUAUAAAUGAAAUUGAGUGAAAUAUUAUUGAAUAAAUUUUAUUAACAAUGAAGUGAAGAAAUUUUGUAGUUAAUU
Molecule: messenger RNA, 3760 nt
Organism: Chelonus insularis
Lineage: Eukaryota; Metazoa; Arthropoda; Insecta; Hymenoptera; Braconidae
Gene: Atf6
Product: bZIP_ATF6 domain-containing protein ATf6
Exons: 3
Coding region: 365-3142 (925 amino acids)
Biological process (GO): endoplasmic reticulum unfolded protein response; regulation of transcription by RNA polymerase II
Cellular component (GO): nucleus
Molecular function (GO): RNA polymerase II cis-regulatory region sequence-specific DNA binding; DNA-binding transcription factor activity, RNA polymerase II-specific
Source: RefSeq, a predicted model, not a curated record